Messenger RNA from Leptomonas pyrrhocoris, 7800 nucleotides. RefSeq lists its product as hypothetical. NCBI's taxonomy places the organism in Eukaryota, Euglenozoa, Kinetoplastea, Trypanosomatida, Trypanosomatidae. Bases 370 to 7800 code for a protein of 2476 amino acids. The record is from RefSeq and is a predicted model, not a curated record. The transcript has a single exon.
GCAACCUUCGAAAGGCCGCGCGUCGCAACGACCUCUUUUUGUGUUCUUGUUUUUUCUUUUCUAAUUGAGUGUCGGCGCAGGUCGGACCUUUCAGCGAGGAAAAACCGGUGUAGCGUGAUUCGGGCUUCGGUCUUUCACAGAUAAGUUAUUAACAUCCUCUAAAGAAAGAAAAAACGGGGCUGCUUAAGGUAAGCAGAUCGGUGCCCGUAUUCUCUUUUGUUUUUCUUCUUUUCAUCAGCUUGUGACGCUUCCUUGUUCGGUUUGCGGUGUAUUUUGGAUAGUGCUGCUGCUGCUGCUGCUGCGUCAACACCGAGCCGCAUUCCCGAACUGCAUGAAACGCUCCUGCAGACGAGCGAGGUACUUCGCGACAUGAUCUCGUGCGCCGCCAUCCAGAAGCUGGAGAGGUACGGCUACCUCGGCCUGAAGCGACACAGCACCGAAGACUUCGUCGCCACCUCCAUCAAGGAUACGAAGCGCGUCAACGUGUAUGCCUUGACGCUGCUGGAGACGUGGAAGCAAGCCGUGCAGGCCGUCCGUGGUCACGGUGGUAUCAGCAGUAUCAGCGACAACGACGCCAGCGAUGGUGUGAAGCGCGCAGGUUUGAACGCUUCUUGUGGUGAUGAGGACGCGCAGCGGGGGUGGAACGGGUGCACGACGACGGCCGCACCUGCGCGUUUUACGGAUGCGCUCGUCUACGCCAUGAGCUUCGCCGUUGCCCUCACCACCCAGCACGUGUUGGAGGUAACCGCAGCCGCAGCGACCAGCGCAGCGAGCCCCUCAGCGCUCUUCCCAGAUGACUACGCAGCAGCCCUUCAGCUGUUGACGACGCUGAAAGAGAUGACGCUCGCAAUUGGCAGCGGACGUGCACUGCGCUGCAACGCGUCGUCCAAUGAUUUUACCAAGGCAACAGCACAUCUCCUGACGAACGUGCUGGACCUUGUGCUCGUCCUCUUCGCGACGCACCCGCAAAGCGCCGUGAAAUGGAAGGAGGACAGCGCUUUCCUUCACGAGCAGAUGCUGGCACAGGGCCUGGUGCUGACAGCAUCAGCGGCGCAGGUGUUGCGCCGUGUGCAGGCGAGCUACCCCGUUGCCGAUCUGUACAGCACGCGUCCCUGUGCCGCCCUACUGAAGCAAGUGGCGAACAAGUACAAGCAACAGCAGAAGAACAAGCCGCCCAGCGCGUUGCAGACUACCAGUGUGACGUCGGAUGAAGAAUCAGGUGAGCAGCAGCAGCAGCAGCAGCAGCAAUCGCUGUUGGCGCUGCUGCGGCGCUACGUACGUGUCUCCACGCACGCCUCCACCUCCGCCUCGGCAGCAAAUUUGUUCUCCGCCUUUUCUCUCUUUCAGCGUCUCAGCAUGCUGCACGGUGCCCUGACAUCUGUGAGAGCCGCUGCCGCCGCCGCCGCGUCUCGCGCGAGCGCCUUUCCGGAGGCCAUCUGCCGUGCCAGCGAUGAGGUGCAGCACUGGCUGAGUCGGCUGCUCUCCAGCACCGCGUGCAAUCGGGCAACGCGUUACGUCGUGUACUUCCGCGAAGACGAGCUGCGGCUCAUGCAACACAACAUCCGUCAGGCCUCCGAGUACGCUCUCUAUACCUUCACGACGACCCCGCCGGUGGACCCUGACUUGGUGGAGUCCCUCCUAGAAGUAGAGGGCGUCUCACCCAACCAAAAGAACAGUGGUAAUACUAAUGACAGCCAUGCACGAUCGAACAACGGUAGCGUCGAUGCCGUCACGCACGCGCGAGCCGCGCUGGUGCUGGCGCAGUGGUGCGUGAGCGCGCCCUUCUUCUUCGAGAGCUUCUGCCACGACGACGCCUGGGCCUCCUUUUCACAGGAGCAGCGACGUCUCGUCCUGCUGCAACAGUCCCGUGCCCGGCGUGGGUUGGGAAAGACAUCCAGGUCAAAGAAAGACAGCCGAAGCAGCGCCAGAACCGAACUCGAGGCGGAAGGCGUGAAGGGCAGUCGCUCCUCUUCGGUGUCCUCGCGGUCGAGUGACACCGACUCGAUCAGCAGCAACGCGAGCCGCCACGGAAACAGUGUCACCAACGCCGGCGCGGCGGCAGCGGCGACGUCUCUGCCUUCUCACAUGGCGGACCACGCAGGGACAGACAGCGUCGCUGGGAGCGUCACUUCGUUGGCUUCUCGGGUUUCCCUGCUGUCGACCUUUUCGAAGCAUUCCGCGGCGUCGUACCUCUCUUUCCUCUCCGUCCUGCGACCGUCGACGACGAGCUUGGGAACCGGCGGGGAGGCCUCCGGACGGAGCGGGGGAGCGGACGAGGGUGGUGAUGCCGGUGGGCCUCUCGCGCCGGGGGAACGGCAGCUGCACGAGUCCGAAGACGGCAACACAAAUCUGCCGCUGAUUCUGCUUGAGCAGCUGACGCUUGGCCUGCACCGGUUCAUGGAGACGUACCCGGUGGAGUUGCUGGACGCCUACGGUCUCCGCGGCAUUUCGUGGAGCUGCAUCGCUCGCAUGUUUGCCGUGGUGAAGGCAUCGCUGAUGAGCACGUCGGCCGCCAAGGCGAAGACGAAUCGGAACGCGGCAGUGGCGGCGUCGGCGGUUGACGCCACCGGAAAGCUCGCCGCGGUGGCGCCCCUGUUCAGCCUGCCGCAGGAUCUUCGCUACAACAAAGGAAUGGGCUACGAGUGCCUUGGCCUGCUCUUCGCUAAAGUCGUGGCGCCGCUGCUGGAUGUGCACCGUGGAUCGCAGACACAGGAACAGGUACAGCAGCACCGGCCGUCACACAUGCGGGGCGGCGGCAACAGUGACCACCACGUCAAAGCCAACAGCAACGGCAGAGCAGAAGAAGAUGAUGACGUGGACAGCCGCGAUGGGGCAUCUAGUGACGCAGCAGUAGCGCCGAUGCGCAGCGUGGAUGGGGCGAGCACCGAAGAAGAUUUUUUCGUCAACGCCGCCGCCGCCGCCUCGGCAACGGUGGGUCGUGCCAACCUGUCCCCAUCCGACAACGCCGCCACGCGUCAGCAGGUGGAAGAGGCGCUGUCGACGUGUCUCACCGCGUACGAGACGGUCGCGCCGCAGGUGGUGGACAUGAACCUCGCCACCGUCCUCCGCCUUGUCGCACGCACCGCCUCCGCGGCCACCUCCCAGCAUCAAACGCACAACGCCGCGGACGGAAGCGAGGAGAAGAGCAGCGUGUCGUGGGCAGAGGCACUCCUUCGGUUUCUGCAGGAUGUCACGCGCCGAGUGGGUCGCAGCAACGAGCUACCGCACUUCGUAGACGCCCUCCUCGGACGUGGUGCAGCAGCAGCAUCCACCAGCAGUAAUCCAUCACACGAAGAGGGUCAAGAUACCGCCGUGUCGGAAGCAGAGGAACAGUUAAACCUGGUGGCGCUGCGGGGCGUGUUUCGCCGUAGUCGUGUGCGCAGCGCACUGGCCGACGCCGCCGGUACCUCGCUCGACCCGGAGAGCCUGCUGCUGCACCUCACUAGCAUUGCCUCGUCGCUGGAGGAGGACGGGGCAGACGAGCGGGCGGCGAGUCACACCAGCAUCGACGACGAGGCUAUAUCAGAUGAAGAAGCGAAGAGACAUGCGCAGCGGCACGGCACAGCUUCCGCCCACGCGGCAGCGCGGAUGCAGCGCACGCUUCUAACGCUGGAGGUGAUGGAGGCGGUGCUGGAAGGGGUUGUGCCGACCUCCGUCUCCGCCAGCGCCGUGCUAGAGCAGACAACGCAGCUGGAGCUGCUGCUGACCUCUUCGUUCAUGAAGCGCGUGGAGGCUGCCCAGCAACAGCAGCAGCAACAACAACAGCAGAGGGCAGUCGUGCUGCAGCAUGUGUGCACCAUCCGUCAGUGUCGUGCGGUGACGGCGCUGUGCUUGCACGACCUGGGAAGUCAGCAAAUCCACGAUUACCUCGUCAUGCUGGACGAGACGUUAUGGCAGCUGAGCACCGAUGUCGGCCAGCUCAUUGGCACCCUGACGCUGACAGAUCUUCAGCCGUUGCUGGAGGAGAACGCGAUGGACGGUGUCCCGUCCUCCGCCGUCUCCCUGCUUCUGCCCUCUCUUGUCCAGCAGCGGCUCUCGUUGGCGCGUACCGUCACGGCCGCCCUUGGCACCUCCGCUGGUCCGGCGCAGCAGCUGCACGACAUGGUGGCCUAUAUGUGGGACUGCAUUCAAGGAAAAGACCACGCAGGCAGGCAACACCACCUCCAGCAUCGUCGUCCCCCGCAGCCGGAUGCGCGCGACUACGUGUCGCUACUCCUGGCGAGUCAGAUGAACGCAGAGGAUUGGGUGAGCUUGGUUGCUCUCGGGAAGGAGAAACAUGCUCGGGCGGCGAUGAUGGCGCUGUUGGCGCGGUCCUCCACGGUGCGCGUUGCAGUGUCCUCCUCGUCUGACGUAUGUGCGGUCACCGCCGCCAACGUCGUCCUUCCUGCUGCCGUCGGUACUGUGCUGUUCGACACCGCAUGGCUGUCGUGCUGUCUGCGCUGCAUUCCCGGCACCACGUUGCGUGCGCUGGUGGACGUGUACGUGACGCUUUCAGCCGAAGAGCUCUGCGAUGAAGUCCUCCAUUCCACCUCUCCCUCUUCGCCAUCUGUUGACUCCGCACUUGAGGCGGCGGCGGCGGCGGCCACCACCAGUCUCACGCAGCAGUGGUCGGCGCUGGUGACCUCGCUGAUCGGUGCCUAUGGGUCCGUCGGUCACAACCCGUACUGGCCCACGGUGCUGACGCACACGGUGCGUGCGAUCGCACACCUGGCACGCGCAUGGCGUAAGCUAAACAAGAGCAGCAGUGUUGCCGCCGAUGCGGCAGUGGAUGCCGGAGCAGCGGCGUCAUCGCUGUCCAUGAAAGCAGUGGCCCACUUUACGCAACUCGCGGAGCAGCUGCUGGGCCUCGUGCUGUGCGUCGUGCGCAGUGAGCCGCGGGCAGCCGAGGUGCUGCGGAAGGCGCUCGUCGCACGGAUGCGUGCGUCAGCGACCACGACCACCACCACUGCCACGCCGCCCCAGCUGUCGCGCAGCGGGAUGUCGGUGGCGUACGUGGAGUCCAUCAAGGUACCGGCGACAGUGUUGAGCGACCUUGGCGCGCCAGCAUCUCUCGCAGAGGCAGACGCGGACGCCGUCGCCGCACAAGUCGCCGCGUUGAAGGAUCUCUCCUUCGAGGAGGAGCUGCGGGAGCUGUGCGAACUGCUCUUUCACGCCCGCUUCGUGAAGCACCUCUUUUUUCUGGAGGACCUUCUGCAGCAGGAGAGUGCGGCAGCUGGGGGUGUGUGCAUGGGUGCGAUGGCGUUCCUCUAUCAAGUCAGCCUUAGCGCGGCGCAGGCUGCGUGGCGAGCACGCGCGACGGGCGGCAGCCUCCAGGCACUGCGCGACAGCCAGGCGGUGACCUUUGUGGUCGAGGUAGCACACGCCUUCCACGCACGUGCGCGUUCUGCCUUGGCGGAACUGAUGGACAGCAAUAGCAGCAACACCAGCAACAACGCGGCAGCGCUCAUGGCGUUUCUGGAGCCCUUCCAUGCCGACGAGGACCAAUACUUGUUUCUGCAUAUCGCCUCCCAGCGCAGCGGCGCCGCAGAAGCAGCGUCAACCGAGAGCGGGGCUCUGGACGAGGCGGCGAAGUGCUGGCGCCGCAUCUUCUGUCUGUGGGCAACGUCAACCGUCACGCUGAUGGUGCGGAUGACGACCAGCGGCGUCGCCUCGGCAACGUCUGCAACCGCGGCGGAUCACGCGGCCUCCACAAACACCUGUGAGGUUUUCCGGGUGCUCUUCGCGCGGCUCCUGGCGAGCGCGCAGCACACACGACGUACAUCGUCCAAAGGGGGCGGUCCUCGCACGCAUGGGAGCGGCAAUGGAGCGGGGAAGCGUAGCCGUCAUGACGGAGCAAAGUGCACGUCAGCCGAGCACACCGCGCAGCCGCAGCAGCCGAUGGCUCACGCUCCCGCCACCGCCACGAAGCCCGCACCGAACGAAGCUGCAGCCGUGACGAGUCCUGGCGGGGCGUUGACGGAGCUGCUGCGCGCGGCGUUCUUUGACGCGCCCGGCAGCCCGUCGAUCAACGACGACGAUGACGACGCAGCAGCUCACCAAUUUCGCGAAACGCUUUCGCACUUCUUUUGCUUGACACCAAGCUGCAGCACCUCCACCGAUGCAGCAUCAUCCACAACGGUAGAAGGUCCGACGACCGAUCUCUCGCGGGAUCGAGUCUGCCAAGGUGAUGAAAGCAGCCUCUGUGCGUGGUGGCUGCUGUGGAAACUGUUCACGACCUUUGCCACGCACAAUGACGUCCUCGUCGUGCACAACCGCGUGCGGACACUCCUGGCGACUGAGAACACGGCGAGCAGCACCACCACCGACGACAACGCUGUCGCCCUCCGCGCCUGUUCGCGGGUGCUGUGCGUGUUACCAGCGGACACCGUGCCGCUGCUUUUCUUUGAUCACCUCCACAACGUGCUACUUCGUGUCAUUCCGGCCGCCACCGCAGGGCCGUCGAGAGCGCCGGCUGACUUCUCUGGCUCAGUCAUCGCCGCUGCGGAGCUGCUGCUUCAGCUCUUCCGUGUCCGCCCUCGUCUGCCGGCGUGGAGGCUGCUGCCGCACGCGCAGCGGCUGCUUGUCUGGCUUACCCACCCCCGUUCACGUACUGCGGUGGCGGCUUUGAAUCUUGGUGAGAGGAUGAGCAUGAAGAGCAGCAGUAGCGGUGUUAACGGACCGUCGUUGUGUUUGCUUGGCAUUCGGCUGUGCUCCGCGGUGGCUGCACACCCACUCAUAGCCUCCAGCAGUGUCCCUUCACCAUCUUCGAGUUCUUUCGAGUUCAUGAUGGGGUACCAAAGUCCGGCGUCCGCAACGAGCAGUCACUCCGCGCGUCGCCCAGGCGUGGUGGCGAGUGAGCUGAUGGACAACGCGUGGCUGCUGCUGCUCUCCCUCCUCCAAGGCGGCACCCGAACAGCACCUCCGUCCGUCGCUACCGCCACCACCACCACGUCGACGAUCUUCCAGGAACGCGCAGCUGCGGUGGAGUUGCAGGAGUCGGAGAUACUCCACGUGAUCGUGCUGCUCACCAAAACGUGGCUGCGCGGUCGCCAUCAGCAGCUGCUCUGGUCGCGUCCAGCGAUGCUACCGCCCGUGAUGUGUGCGUUGUUUGACUGCGUCAUGCGUGGCGUGGCGUCAACGCGGUAUUCGCCCCGUGUGUUGAGCGUGCUGGCGGGGGGACUAGCGGCGAUGGCGGCGCACGUGGACGCUGCGACGGCUGCGGAGGGCGACGGCGCAGACCCUGAAAACGCAGACGCGGGCGACUUUGACGGUGUAACAGGCGGAGGAGACGUGCGUGAGGAUGACGGCGUCGUAGGGACGAAGCAGCAGCAGCAGUCGAGCUCGACGGACGACAGCACCGUCGCCGCACCGCUGCGCAAGCGCCAGAAAGCGGAGACAACAGCAGCCAGCCCGCACACGUCGCACGGGGCCCCGCCAGCGUCAGCGCGGAUGAAGCGCAUGGCCCUGACAGCCACCACAACCGCCCUCUUCGAGGUCGCCAAGCACUACGUCCACGUCUUCACCACCUUCAGCAGCGACAUGGACUUUCUUUUCACAGACCUCCUGCGUGUGCUGAGCCAGCACUUCCUACCCAAGGUGACACGACCGCCCAUCCCCUACCACGCCGGCGUGCGCAUUGGCGGCUCGACGCAGUCUGAGGUGACGUUUGCAGACCUGGCCUAUCUGUGUGUCGGCAACGCGGAGAGUAAGUCGCUGCUGAAGCAGGCGGCGCUGCGCAUGGAGGAAGAGGAGGAAAGCGGCGGUGCGGCCGGCGCGCCGGGCUUGACAGAGGGAAGUCGCAGCAUCUUUCACGUCGUGUGA